Messenger RNA from Hemibagrus wyckioides, 3368 nucleotides. RefSeq lists its product as uncharacterized. The transcript is spliced from 10 exons. Gene Ontology annotation, cellular component: centriole. The record is from RefSeq and is a predicted model, not a curated record. Gene Ontology annotation, molecular function: protein binding. Gene Ontology annotation, biological process: centriole replication; centrosome duplication; regulation of cytokinesis. The coding region runs from base 146 to 1981 and encodes 611 amino acids. Lineage: Eukaryota; Metazoa; Chordata; Actinopteri; Siluriformes; Bagridae.
CUAGAGGCUACAUAUCCGCGGAUGAACUACAACAAAUUAAACUAUUUAUCUGAUUGUACGCUAUAUUUAUAUGUUUUAUCGCCACGAGAAAAAAAACAAAGAAAAAUGACCUAAAUUGUGAAGCAGGAGUGUAUAGAAAUAGGUGAUGGAGAGCUAUGAGGAGUUCUGUUUGAAGAGCCUAGCUCACGUGCACGCGGAGAGUGGGUGCAGCGCGCGACACGGCCACGCGGAGGCGCGAUCCGCCAUCCGAUUCCACGGCAGGCACGCGCUUCUGCCCAGGCUCAGUGAACAGCAGCGUGUCGAGAUGGCUGAACAGAGACAGACAGCAGUGCAGAGAGAGUGUGAGAGACACACAGUGAGACUCAGGUCUCUGCUCGAUCGAGUGCAGGAUGUCAUCAAACACGUACAGUUGCAAAAGGUGCAGGGUGAUGAGCAGGGUGAUGAGCAGGGUAAUGAGCAGGGUGUUAACCAGACUGUAGAAGCCCCUUGGUCCAAAAGAACACAACUAGAGGAGCAGCAACACAGCAGCCACUUCUUAAACCGUACUGCACUGCGGAAAAAGACACUACUGCUCCUGAACAGCCAGAUGGAGAGAAUGAGGAAAGGAGGAGAGGAAAAAGGAGAGGAAGAGAUUCAGCCAAGCUGUAUUGGAGAGAUUGGAAUAGGAAAUGAGGAUUUGGGAUAUGCAGAGAUGAAAAGUGGCAAGAAAAAGGAAAAGGAAGAGCCUGACUUUGAUGGGGAUUGUAGCACUGAUGCUGAUUCAAGAUCACCUGACCUAUCGCUGACUGGAUUUUCUAUUUGUUCCAGUAUAAUGGACUCUUAUAUUCCGUUACCGAGUCCACCCAAACCCCAUUCAUGCCAAAUGCCCAUCUCUGUUUCUGUUAACAAGUCAGACGUCCAUCCUCAUCAUUUUAAUGAAACUUUUAAAAACUCCAAGAGAGGAGCAACAAUUUCAACAGAACAGUCAAGUUUAUCAGCGUCUUCUGCUGUGGACUGGAACUGCCGCUGCUCAGACCUAUCCAAGACUAGCUGUAAUUUAAUCAUCUCUUCCACUCCCAGAAGCUUAACAUCCCAGAGACCAAUCAGCAUGCUAAACACAACCCAACCAGGUCUCCUUAAGAUAAAGAAAACCCAGGGUAAUCACUCCGCCACCCAUAAGCGCUUCCCUUUAGCUCCACUCAACCAGUCCUACGAUGUGGAGAGUCCGUCCCCGACACUGGAUCAUCUCAGGCCACAGAUCAGAUCAGCCUCUGAGGCCUCAACCUUCAUCAGACACAGUCUGGAGCUGGGAAGACUUCCAAAGCACAGAAUGAAACAGGAGGAUGUGGCUGCAGCAGAUAUCCUCCAGAAUGAAGCAGUAGGUAAUAUCCAGCUAGAAGAAACAUCAUGUGAGCGUGUGAAAGAACAACACACUCUCCAACUCUCUGACAUUCCCAAAACACAGGAACAGGAAACACGACAGUUUCAGGAGCAGCAGAAGGCGGCAUGUUGUCUAACCGCUGCAGCCCGAGGUUUCCUCACACGCCAACUUCUCCGGACCGAGAAAAUGAAACAGUUGAACAAAACCAUUCAGGACUCCAGAGAGGUCAUUCGAUUUUUUCAGACAGAUACACACCAAAGAAGAGCUUCCUUCUUUAUGCAGGAUCUCAAACUGCAGCACCGAGUCAGAGCACAGGUGCAUGCCGCUGUGUGUGAGAUACAUGAGAUCUUUUUUGUGUGGCCUGUGAGAGACAGAAUAGCUUUACUGCAACAGGACCGAAAGCUCCACAGUGAGAGGAGAGUGAAAAAAAAGGAAAAAGCUAAGAGGGAACAGAACACACCUCGCCAGUCCUCUUGUACCCAGAAUGCCUUGUGCCGGAUGAGACAGAGGGUUCUGCAGCCAGCUCAGAGCCAGAAUACACCAAUCAUCUCUCGGACACUCAAACCAGCGAAAGCGAUGAGGAAGACCACAGCUUUCCGAGCUCCUCAGCCCCCGAGCUGAAUGUCAGUGACCAGUGUAACACCACCUCAAGUGCUUAUAGGUCAAAUCUAUCAAAUUAUAAUGAUAAACUAGACUAGCCUUUAUCUCCUAGUGUCCUUUUAGUUAUCUUUAGUACUAAAUUUCCAGGCACUCCAUUGAAUUAGGUGAACGCAUAUGCUAUUAAAGCUACAGGGUCUUAUGGUUAUGACACUGAUGAUGAAGCUAAUUAGACAAGUUAGAUUAGAUGUAUUGGCAUUACAAUCAAAAUAUGUAUGGAAGACAAAGAAGUAGUACUAUUUUAAGAUCUCACUAUGUCCAUAGUAAGGAUGUACGUGAAUGCAAAUAUGUUAUUUGGAAUAAACAGUUUGAUACUUAUACACUAGCGCUCAAAAGUUUGGGAUCACUUGCAUAUUUCAGCUACGGAGGAAGACUCCAUCAGCCAAUUCAUCUUGUGGGAGAUGCUCCAGGAAGCAUGGGGUGAAAUCUCAUCAGGUUAUCUUGAAAAAUUGACUGCUAGAAUGUCCAGGCUAUCAGCAUGUCCUGUUGUUUUACUAUAUUUUCCUAUUCAGACUGAUUUCGUGUGUGUUUCCUUGGAAAACGAUAACAUUUUUGAGUGAUCCCAAACUUUUGAGUGAUAGUGUCCAUAUGAUAUAAAAGCACAGCAUCAAGUUUUAAAAGCUUGCCAGAAAGUUUCACAUAGCACCUGGUUGAGAUUAAACUAAAGGGUGUCCAUCAGGAUUGGGAUCCCGGCACAAUGCAACAGAAAUGUCCCAACAGCAGGAGACUUUUACUUUCAGCUCGUUUAGUGGCUGCCUGGUCAGUUUCACAUUAGGCUACCAGUUUAUUUAAAUUUUCCCAAAGUGUUUAACUAAAAUAGCAUGUGUACAAGAUUUUAGAAGCCCUGCACUCAUCUCGUCAAGACCUAUUAUGAAACUCACUUUGCGUUACAUCUCAAUUUUUCAUAGUAUCCUCACUGUGCUAUGGUUUUAAAACAGAUAUCACAUCUAUUCUAUUUAUUUCUAGGCAAAGCAUGCUGAGAUUUAUUCUUUAAAAAAAUGAAAUGUGAUGUACAUUAUUCUCACACAGAGCAACUGUGGGUUAUAUCCCAUAUGAGACCGACCUUUAGAAAGAAUUUUUGAGCAGACACGUCCAGUAUUCCCGGUUAUUCAUGAAGUUAAACUUUGUCGGAUCCUUAAACUGUUCAACAGGGCUGAGAUUUAGGGACUGCGGGGUACUCAAACAGUCAAAAAACCCACUGACAUGUUCCUGGACGUGUCAAAUAAUGAAAUAUAAAUUCUCUAAAUGAUGAUCGAGAGGAUGAUGGAAGCGCUAUAAAGAAAGCCAAAAACACAGUCACAGAGAAUUUAACAUGGGAUAUAGCAAACAAUAGUACAUGGUUCCAAAUGUU